GAGGAAGAACAGGACACAGGAGUGAAGUACAGCUGGAGCAUCUAAAUCUACCGUUUUACUAGCUACCUAUAGAUAGCUAGCAAAACAAAGUUUCUUGAACCUCUUUUAUAUGAGACAAUCUAUACACCUCUAUCCCUGCGUAGUCUAUUUCAUCUAUUGAUUUUGCGUUGUGUUGUGUUGAAUGAGAGAACCAUCCAAUUUACUAGAUGAACACCAACCAUAGUGUUAAAUCAGUUGUUUUGGGUGCUUUGUUUUUGUAAUAAGAUAAAGUCAACUAAAGUCAAUACACCUUUACGAUAAUUCGGGAAAACUAACACUCCAUCGCAGCUUAUUUUGCGAUUGGAGGAGGUAAACAUCACACUUUUAUAAGAGUUUAUUAAGGAGAAAAUACGUUUUUUCGUGAGAACUUUUCUUGUCGCGUUUUGUUUUUAAUGAAAAGUACACAUAAGUUGUAUCUUUUUAUUAUUAACGUUUCCUGAAAAUUUAAAAGAAAUUGAUUGGACGGAAGUUAAAAAACUGGAGAAAACACGCUUUCGCCUCUAACAAACUCUCAUAAAAACACAAUUUUACCUCCUUUUUUCCGAUAUUGUAAAACGAUGGAAAGCCGUAGGAACGCAUGCACAAUUGAAUUAUCGUAAAGGUGUAUUAGGCUGUCAUCAAAAAUAUGUUUUGUUCGCGUCCCUAGGCUGACUCCCUUUUGGUAAUAAAAACCCGAGCCUGUAAGUCGAAAAAAAACCGGGAAAAAAUUUCGCGAGAUAUUUUCAAAACUAUUUUUUUUUUCGCCAGAACUAAUGUAGCUAUGCAAAAUUGACAAAAACUCGCAAAAAUUAAUUUUAGUAAGAAUUAAUUCCUUUAGGGCACUGACAGUGUACAGGGCAGCGAAAAAUUAUCUACAAACGAUGUCGAGUGGAGCUAUACUGUCUUGGCCCUGGGAACGAAUUUGCUUGCUCCGAUCUGAAAAUCCCGGGAAAAAAUACACCCAACCGGGGUCCGGGUCAUCAGGAUGCGAACACAACAUAUUUUUGAUGGUGGCCUUAAAGAGAAUGCUGGAUAUUCAUAUUCCCACACAAUAGAAUAUAUAAAACUUGUUUUCAGUUUCUGAAGUACCGAUCAACCACUGUACAAAUAGGUAAAGAAAAAUUAAUUUCAAUUGUCAGAAACAACUUUAUUAGCUAAGGACUGUGGUGUGCAAUUGGUGUUGAGCUCAAGGAUGGUUUUCAAUGUUUUCGAAAUUUCUCACUACCUAAUAUUUUUUUAGCUGAUAACAUGGCCAAAUUAGGAUAAUACUUAUUAAAUUAUUUGCCAUAGGUAUUUUAAGAAAGCAUCUUCUAUUUAGCAGGCUAGCAUCAUCAGGCUUCUCAUUUUGUAAAUAUGUGCUUACGUGAUCAAUCACGUCCACCAGUUGACAAUGUUACUUGAUUGCGUAGCGUAUCUAAUUUGCUCCAGGUCAUCCAGUUCAGCUACAUUUUACCAAAACGUAUACAAAAAUUUGUCAAAUGAAGAAAUUAUCUACAAUUAAAUCCAUGAUAAAAUGUCUGUUCCACCUGUAAGUGCAGUUGUGCAGACUUGCUUCAUCUGUGAUCCUUCAGCGUUCAUCUCCACAUUAGUUAAGAACCGCAUGAUUGGAUUUUUUGUGUAAAACCUGGUUACCAACAAAGAAGGGGCCAGAUAAAAAAAAUGGUAUUGAAUGAUUUAAAAAACACAAGCACAUCUUCUAUUUUACCAUUGAAGUUGCAAGAAUACUUAUGGCAACAAACAAGAGGUGCAUUGAAGUCAAAGCUUCAUUCUGGCCACUCAGGUUAUGAGGCAACAUGCGUAGCACUGGAACGAAUGAUAUGUGGAGACAAGACAAAAGAACUAAAAGUUCAAGUGCCUGAUGUGUUCUCUGCUAUUAAGAGUAUACCAAAAUGGACAUUUGUUAAAGGCGCAUUACCAUAUGUCAUUCACUGUUGUGCUGCAAUCUUAGAACAGCGUCGUCAGUUAGGAUUAUCUGAUAAACUUUCUGUUGCUGUAACGAAAAUAUUUUCAACUUUGCAUUGGAUUUUACUAGAGGCUUCUCAGGAAUGUUGUGAAGAUGGCUUGGGUCUUGAUUUGAACGUGAUUGAAUUAUUUAUUCAGGCGCUAAUACCAAAUGUACAUAAUUUGUUUGAAAGUGAUCUUACUUUCAGUUUGCAAGUAGGUGGCAAUUUAUGGCAUCCUUUGUGGAGUAACUCCCCACCUUUGGGAUCAGUUUUAGCCACACCGAUUUUACUUAAGAAGGGAAUGGGUAUGUCCAAAAAGAAUGAAACUCAAACUCUAUUGCCACCGUCUUUACCUCCUGAAGAAUGUCAUAAUGUAGCUACUUACUUUGAUGUAGCUCUUGUCAAAGUUAUGAUGUUAGAAAACUGGACAUUAAGUGGAUACAAGUGGGGAUUGCAAUAUUUGCAGAAUUAUCUGAAGACAAUACUCUUACGAUAUGGGUUUGAUGCGGAUAACUGCAUUGUGUUAGGUAUCCUGAGUAAGUUUGCACCCCGAAAAAGUGUUCUACCUGACAUUGGAGUAGAAAGUAGGCAACCAUCUCCGACCAUGAAUUAUCCACAUGCAUCAAUGCACAGCAAUCGUGCACCUCCCAAUAUUAAAUUAAAUGAAAAGAUUCCAGCAGAUAUAUUGGAUUUUGUAACAGCAGAUGGAGACUUGAAAUUACCGUAUAUUUUAAAAAUGUUGAAAAAGCUGGUAAAAAACCAAAGUUUGUGGUCUGUAUGUGGAAGUUUACUAUUUUUGAUAUGCCAAUUGACGGAACUAACCUUAGAUACUCAAAAAUUGUUUAAUACGUUGCGAUCACAUUUUGAAUCAUUGCUGUUUUGUUAUGUCAAUAUCGCAAAAAUGUUGGGUUGCGAGCACCACUGUCAAAAUUGCAUAAAGGGCAUCAAAGGGGAUCACUUUCGUUACUUACUGCAAGCAUAUUUGCAGCGCGUUAUUAACAGCGAUAUUAUUCGCUCAAAAAUCUGGUUCCAGAAGUACGUUCAAGGUGAAAAACCAGGCGAAGUUAUGGAAUUUCUGCAUGCACUCUUUGGGUGUUGUGUAUCUUCUCCACAAGUUGUGUACCCUAAGUCAAGUGAAGAAUCAAAUUUUCACUCUUAUAUUAGAGGAAUGUCGAAUGUGGCACAUGAUAUUUUGAAUCAACAGGAAUAUGUGGAACAAAAGCAUGAAAAUGAGAAAUUAAUCCUCAGCUGGGUUGGACAUUUAUUUUACAAUAAUAUGACAGAAUCAUGGAAUGAUGUGAUUGAAACAAAAAACUUGGAUUGCUUCAUUGCUUUUGUUCAAUUCACACGGUACAUACAGAUACGCCAUCCUCUUAUAUUUCGCAAAAUUGUUAUGUCAGGUUUGUUGAACUCAUUUGAUAAAUCAAAAGAAAGUGAUACUGCAAAUUCUCAAGUGGUGCCAGAGAAAGUAGUUCCGGAAAUAGCUGGAUCAGUUCCGGAACCUUCUUCAAAUUCUUACGAGGGAAAGAGUGCGAAGAGUAAGCAUAAAAAGAACUGGUUUGGACCAUGGCUUCAAAAAAGUGUUACCAUUGAUAAUGUAAUGGAAACACCAGAAGGUAGUUAUGCAGAUACGUCUAGUACACUACCUGCAUUUGCUGGACGUUCCAAUUACAUGGUUGAGAACACGACUGGUAGCCUUCCACGCUACACAAGCAAAGGUAGUAGUAAAGUGAAAGACUUUGGCCUUGUUUCAAAAAAGGAUACUCAUGGAUCUAAUGCACAACCCCAUGGAGUAAGAGGAAAGUUGAUAAAUUCGAAGGGAUUAUAUGAUGGUCUUAAACAGUUUAGGUGUUUACUGGAUGUAACACCUCCUGGAUUAGCACCUGAAGAAGCAGUGGUGGCUGCUAUGCUUGACCUGGAAGCACCCAUUGUUGCUCGUUCUGCUUAUUUGCUGGAACUAGCACAUUUUGUCCAUCAAUGUAACAAUGGAGAAUGGCCAUCUUUGAUACAAUUCUCUCAGCAAGGACCAGCUCGAAAGGGUCUUCCUGACUACAAUCUUUUAAAUGGCAUGAAACACCGUGCUGGGCUUUUGUUUCACAAGUGGGGUGUUGUUAUUGGUAGAAAGCUAGAAGAUAUUUUGCUGCAGGAGAGGGUUCACGAUCAUAAGAAAUAUAAAAAUGAUCAACAGGUUGAACUGAUGUACCAGGGCAAUCUGUCAGUUGUUUCAUCUGCCUGCCCACCAGCUCUCAGAUUAGUUGCUUGCCAGUUGUUACUUGAAAUUACUGCAUUUCUGAGAGAAACAUUUGUAUCGUCAGUUCAAAUACACAUGUCCUCAUUGGAUGCAUCUUCACCUCGAUCAAGAACUCACACAAAUGUUUCCCUUACCUUAAGUGGUAAUCGCAAAAAACAUUCAAUUGCCACUGCACUUGCUAAAAAAAUUCAAAGACGAAAAAGCUCUGUAGGAUACAUGCUUACAUCUCCGAUGCCAGUUUCCAAAGAUGAAACAGUACCACAAAGUCCGUCCAGAGUUCGUAGAAAUCAGAGUAUUGCUUAUUUAACAAAGAAAAGUCCAAAAGUAGCUCGGAAAUUUUCACGUAAGAUCUCGAGACCCUCAUUUGACCGACAGGCCAGUCUAACAACAAUGUUUGCAGAAGACCAAGAUGAGUUACCCGAAGAAAUGCUUGAUUUUCCAUGGCUGAACGUUAUGAUGCAAAUGAAUAAAUCUAUUGAUUUCUUGUGUGCUCAUGGUGGUGAUAAAUGUGCUGACAACUGCCCAGUUGGACAGCUCAAAUCUUGUUUUCAGUUAGUUGAUGCUUUAAAAACAAUAUAUGAUUAUCACAACCAUCAAGUCAUAGAAAAUUAUCAGAAUGAAAACAUAUCAUCUGAGGCUAAAGUAGACCCUGUCUACAAUUAUCUUGUUGAAAGAGUUGGCAUUUUAAUGCAACUUCCAUUUUCAGUAUUAUGCAAAGGGGCAUUUGUUAUGGAGAAUCAGCAGCUUGGGGAAACAAUGGCGGCUUCUUGGGAGGUUUUACUUUAUCCUUGUCAACAGCUUAGAGCUGCAGCUGCAAGUUUAUUUUUGGUGUCUGGUAUACGGUUAGAGGCUUCGAUCUCGAAUUUCUUGACUCGUGAACUUACAUCAAUAGAUGCUCACAAUCGUGCUAAUGCUAUUCAGAGGUUUGGUGUGUUGUGGGAUUGCCAGUAUCAAGUUUAUCAACACCUGGAAGAUUCUGCUAAAGCAACAUUACGUAUUCCGUUUCCACGACGUGACUACACAUUACCAUCUCGUCCAUUGGGUCUAUUGCCUGAACCGGUACCAGAUGCUGCUUGGGUUGCUGACUCUAACGUACAUCAAGAUCUUGAUUUAUCAGAUGAUGAAGAUGAGUUUUACUAUUUGGAUAGUGAGCAACAGAAGGAAGUGAAAGCUAAAAAACGUGCAAAGAAGUUAAAGAAGCUGAGGGAGAAAUACUUUUUGACAUCAAUACCAUUUUCUUACCAAGCUUCUGUUGAGAGUGUAGUGAAAGAUGAUGAAGAUCAACCUGUUGUCCAAAAUGAUCAUAUGAUGCAGCCAUUUUUUCCACCAUCAAUGAAUCAUGGUUUUUCCCACUUGAUUCAUUUGCUUGACGAUACUGCCAUAGCCACAACAAAUGGACAAACCGUUGGAAGUUUAUCACGUCAUGUUAUUUGGAAAUGUCUGGUUGAUGAUUCCGAUACUUUUUUUCGAAGAUUUUAUGAAAAGAUUACACGAAUAAGCAAACAGGAUGAGUUGAUUUUACUGUUGCGGAAACUGCUGAUGUACAUACCUGAGCUACCUCCAUAUGCAGCACAACAACUCCUUAACAACUUAGUUGGUGUUAUUGUAUAUCAUGAUCGUCUCAAUAUACCUGGAACACAAGAACGGAUUGCUGCUAUAUUUCCUCUUCUGUGGCAGAUUGUUCCUAGUGUUGACAAUGUCUACUUCGGGGAUUUGAAACAGAGUUUGCGACGGGAACAUAUUGACAACAUUCUAAUGGUCACUGCAAAUGUGGCAUGCACAACAGAAGUUUCAGUUGUCUAUACAUCGAAAGAAAGAUUAAACAUUUUUGAAGAAAUGACAUUUAAGGAGCUGCUGACACAAAGUAAAGGAAUCUUUGAGAUUGAAAGUGAUGUCUGGUUGGUGGACAAACACUCAGGUGCGAUUAUGGAAAACAAUAAUAAGAUUCGAGAUGUUUACGUCUUCAAAAGAGGAUACCCAUCACCCUCGUUAAAACUGGAAGAGAUGAGUGAAGAGCAUGCAUUCAGUAAACGUCAGCAACAGGCUGUGACGAACAAAUUGCUUCAGAUUAAUCAACUUAUGUUCACGUCGAAAAUCUUUGAAAAGUUGCCAAAUAAGAAACAUGUCACGUUUCUCUAUUCGGAGUUGUUCCAGCAAGUCUCAUUCCCGAAGAAAGCUAUUGAUAUCGAAUUUGAUUUGUGUAUGGGAGAUGAGCUCGGCUUAGAGCUUUUCUAUUUGGAUGUCACCUUUAAAGACUAUUGGGUUAAGUUCAUUUGGUCACUUUUGACACAUUUAUCUGAAGCUACUCACUAUGGCGAAGAAAUGAUAGGACUGUUCCUUGACCCAGUCAACGGUGCAUUACUUCUGCAUUGUGAAGACGUCACCAUCUUGCGUUCAUGUCUUGCUGCUUUAAUAAACAUUGUGAUGUGUUAUGGGAAAAUAUUUGCCCUUGAUGCCUACCAAGAGAUACUACCAACACUACUAAAGGUAUAUUCACAUCACGAAGAUAAUACUUUGGUAAAAGAAGCCAUUGAGUUUACUGUCUUACAGUUUUAUAAUUUUCACCAAAGUCAGUUCAUAUUGCAGAUGUUUUCAAGCGCUGCUCCUAUUUUGUUGACAGAAGAUAUGCUCGACGUUAGUAUUGAACAGCAGUUUGACAUGGUGCCUUCACAUUGCUUGUUCAACUUGGUUGAAUCUUUAGAACGAGAUGUACCCGACACUUUGGACAUAAUGAGUUUGGUGAGGGCAGAAAAGCCCAUCAAGCCUUAUGAUGACUGUCUAGUGGACGACACAAACCGAUCCGGAAAAAUCGAUCUUAGCAUCAGACUAGCGUUGACCAUAAUCGCGUACAAAUCGGAGUCGAGUAGAGCUCUGCAGAUGAUGUUCGUACUGUCAGCAAUUAUUCCGCAUUAUUUGAGACAUUUGGAAGCUCUGUCGGAAGCACAUCCGUUGGACAACGAGCCAAAGAAGAAUGAAUUCAAGCAAAUAAAAUCUAUGAUGAAGUAUGUGGCGACCAUCAUUGGACAAAAUCAACAACUGACUGAGAGCUGUGAAAUCUUAGGUAACAUCACUUCCAAUCGUUCCACUGAUGCUACAUCGAGAGGACGUGGAAACUUUGUGUGGGAGUUCUUUCGUAGCGCCAUGUCAGCUUUGUUUGGCCACACGAGGGAAAGCAUGCAGGAAGGUGAUGAAGUAGAGAGAGCUUCCAUAUAUGGUGAAGGUGAGAACCCAUAUUUGAUCAGUUCCACCAACACGGAGGAGUAUGAAAACCUUGCACAGUUUUAUCAGCCAAGGACAGUGUUGUUGUCACUCGCUUCUGAAUUCACUGUGAAAUGUGCUGCCAGGUACAAGAUGUUACUACAAGAAGUGAAAGGGAAAUCAAACAUUGUUGGACUACCAGAUAUCAUCGAAGACGAAAAUGCAUUGGUAUUAAUUGAUGUAGCAUCCACUCUUUUGGAAUUAGUUUUGUGUGACCAUGAAGUGCUUCGAAAUCCGGGUCUUCAGAGAUUUUUGCUUGAAGCCAUGCCCCAUAUCAACUGGUCAAACGAUGUUGCACCGUUUAGCGUGAUCGUAAAAAGAAUGGAACGCCUGUUUCGUAAAAUCUUGCAGAAGCCUGAUUAUAUGAAAUAUGUUGAAUGGGACAGUUUGGAAGUGCUACUGAGAGGUCUGUAUUUAACAUUGAAAAGACAAGAGGUGUUGGCAGACAUUCCAGUAAUGCUGCUUCUUCUCCAUACCUGUACCAAAAUUGUAAUUGACGACGCGCCUGAGACAUCCGACCAUUUACCGACUGCUGGCUUAAAAUCGCCGUCAUCUAUUGCCUUUAAUACGACAGUUGUAAAACUUGCUGCUAGAUUGUUAUACAUACGUCCGAAGGAAUAUAAUCUCGAGUCAAAUUUUGCUAUGUACACACAAGGAGACGACGCGAGAAAAAUAGAGCGGUUUCUGGUGCAUUGGUUGCUACCUCUUGCUAUCAGGAUGGGAACAGGAAGAUUCGAUUAUCCAUGCAUGCCAUCGGACGAUAUCCACUUUGUUUCGAAUGUCCUGCUAUCGUUUUUGCUUCCAUCCAACACGAUACGACCAAGUAUGGCGAUCACGUCAGUUUCAGUUGUCGCUGGUUUGGGUAUGCCAGUUCAGAGCAGUCAACCUGUGCUUCAGUCAAUGACAAAGAUAUGCUUUCUAGGAAUGAAGAUUCUAUUGACAAGUUAUUCGGAUUGUUUCGGCAGACACUGGAAGACAAUAAAAAACACCAUUGUUCGUUAUAUGGAGAAUAACGAAUCUGAUUUGGUCUUAUGGAAUUUCAUCUCGUUUUUGGUUUGUCAUCGACUGCCAUUGUUCGUCCACUUGUUGCCAACCGUGAGAAAAAAGCUGGCUUUUGCCGCCAACUCGCUAACGACACGCGUUCAAGUGAUACAUAACCGAAUAAAGCACGACUUGCUGUCUCCGCCUGUUGUCGGUUGUCGUUCGUCUAUCUUGCAGCUGCUUCUAAAUGAAUUGUCAUCCUUUGCAAACUUAACAGUUGAGAACGAAGAUACAGAGUCCAGUGGGUCUGGCGAUCCUAAAUUUGCUUUAGUUGAUCCUCCAACUGGUAGAGGCGAUCAAGAAGACGAUCAAUCGUAUAUCAAGCGCGUUAUGAAGGAGCUGCGAACGAGUAGAAAACAACAUAAUGGCGAUGAAAUGUUGGAUCGAAAGAGCCAGCACUCGAUUAUUAAACGAACCUACACGAAUCCGUUCUACAAACAAAAUCGCCACGUUAAACUUAAAAAGCAGGUCAGCUUUCACGAAAGUGUCUCUCCUCCACAUAGCUCUUUAGGUGUGGAAUCAGUAACAUCUCCAGUUUCGCCCUUGCGAAAGCAACUGGGAAAGUUAUCUAAGCGUUCCAAGUUGCGUAUGUUUACACACCAAAAAAGACAGGACGAAGAUGAUCAAGAUAUUAUCAUCAACCACGAUAGUAUCGGCGGUGGAGAGAAUAAAGUUGAUGGAAGUUCGCAGAGUGUAUCUGCUAAAGGUGUUACUAGACAAAGAAAGAAUGCUUCAUACAGCAAAGAGAGCAAAUCCACACAAGGCGUAUUAAGCGAUAUUGCGUCAAAAAAGAAUUUUUUCCUUAAUAGCUCUUCGACAGGGGAUAGCAGCAGCGCGCUGGUUGUGGAUAAAAACAUGGAGAGUCAUGAAGAGAUCGAUGAUACAGAAAGUGAACCAACCAGUGGGCAAUUGUUGCAAGAAUUUGCGAAGGAUGACAUUGCUGGCGCUACAAGCAAAGAAAAAACCUCCAGUUUGUCUCGAUCACCUGCUCUUAAACGUUUUACAGCGGAGGGAAGCAGUAUCAAAAUACAAGGACUGCCAUCGAGACCAAUUAACGACACGUCGAGCAGGUUUGUUCAUUCUGCUAUGCAUGAAGAUGCACCUGUGUCUGACGCAACAGCGUUGAAAGAUACUGUUGACAAAACAAAAUCAAACACGACAUCGCCUAUCUCUGUCAAAAGAAAGUUACCAAACCCUCCGUCUUUUGAUGAAUCCAAAAUCGUUGAAAUACAUCGAAAGAUCUCUACCGAACAUGCUCAAACUGAUGUACCUACCGUGUCACCACAGCAUUUUUAUACAGUGCUUUAGUGAUGUUCUGGAUACACGCUUUCCUUAUAAGAAAUAUUUUUUAUAAGAAACACCGGACUAAAAUCCUGGAUUGUAACUGUGGCGCAAAACACAGGCUUAAAUUUUUCAAGAUUUUCUUUCUUUGAAUUAGCUUACUUUUAAUCUAACUAGUUUUUAAUUAGUCCAGGACACAUCCCACAAAUUACAUUAGCUCGAAUCUAAUCUUGGACACGCCCAUCCAAAGGUUGCUCCAACCCAUUGUAAUUAAAUAGUCAUCGCAGGUAAAUAUUUUAAUUUGAAUAUUUUGCGUAUUGAAAUUUAUAUUGUGAUAACAUUGCGUUAUUAACAAUUGAAUAUCCUUUCUCAUAAUGCUAUUUGGUUCGGAUUGGAGCUAAAAAAGGCUGACGAAUGACUGUUUUCCGUUUUGUUAAGUUUAACAGUGGGCAUCUUUGGAUGAAGUCGACAAAACUUAAGUCGUCUUUCGUUCAGCCCGUAUAAUUCAUUCGUUUGGGAAAGGAUCAAAUAUUUGAACAUGCGCUUCUUCAAAAAUUUUAACUAAUUAUCUUUUUCAAGGGGUACUGACAAAUUGAAUAUGCUUUAAUCAAAGUCAAUCUAAAGGAAGGGAGGAAUGGACGAGGUAAAUUCUGUAAAGUUGAAAUAUUUUAUACAGUGAAACAUCGAUUUUAUCAUUUGAACAGUUUUCUUUGUCUAAAGUUUCACAAGAUCUUAUGUGUGAUUAAGUUAGCCUGUGGAAAUCCAAAGAAAUUUGGAUAUAUCGCAGUUGCCAUUUUCAGCUUAGUUCGUGCGUGACAUGGGUACCAUGUUGUGAAGUGUUUUUUUAUAAGAAUAUCGACAAUCUAACCAGGCUGGUGAUUUUUCUUAUUUCUCCAUUGUUCUAAAAAAUAGACCUAUUGUUUUUAUCCUGAAAUCUCAGCCUGAUGUUCUUAUAAAGCAUAUUCUUAUUAGGAAAAAAACGUGUACGGGUAUUACUAACACAAAGAAAUAACGUUAAAUUUAAAUGUUAUAUAUUUUUAGCUUUCUUGAUAUUUAAUUUAUUUAAAUAUUUUUUUUUGUAGUUUAUUAUAGCAUGUGUGACCACUGUGAGGAAUGGGAUAGAGUAGAAUUGUAGAAUUGUAUAUUCCUGUAUUUAUUUAUAAUAAUUUUGUAAUCUCUAUAUUUUUUUCAGAUAUAUUCAAUUUAAUUUCUUUUUAUUUGAUCUAUUUGUAUAUAUUGGAAGAAACAGAAAUUUUUUUACGAUUUUGUGGGAAUGUUCAAAGAUGUAACUGGAGAAAGAAUUGUGACUGGUCGUUUGUUUGUUUAUUUUAUUUGUUUGUUUGUGUACUUUGUGUGUUUAUUUCGUUUUAUUGAAGAUAUUAUUUCGGUUUGUC
Molecule: messenger RNA, 11186 nt
Organism: Hydractinia symbiolongicarpus
Lineage: Eukaryota; Metazoa; Cnidaria; Hydrozoa; Anthoathecata; Hydractiniidae
Product: protein unc-80 homolog
Exons: 42
Coding region: 1678-9819 (2713 amino acids)
Biological process (GO): monoatomic cation homeostasis
Cellular component (GO): axon; cation channel complex
Molecular function (GO): monoatomic cation channel activity
Source: RefSeq, a predicted model, not a curated record